CAGUGGAGCGCCAAACGGAGCCUCAGCGGAUCAAUUCGGAGCUUCGGCGGUUGAUCGGGAUUAUGCGGCGCCGCUGAUCGCUGUAUCGGCUGAACUCAGCGUCUCCUCGUCCAGUCCAGCAGCUCCAGGCGUUAGUCUGCACCGGCCUGAAUGCAGCCUGUCUGGGGCCCGGCCUAAUUCCUGGUGCUCCUUCUCUCCCUCCUCUCCCUCCCCCCCUCUCCUGCCCCCUCCCUCCAUCCUCACCCUUUGUCCUCCCCCCUCCUCGGCCUCCUCAGACCCCCAGUGAUUAGCCUGGACCGGCUGCUGCCCCCUACAGGUGGAUGAAUGAAGACCCCCUUCAAGAGCCCAGCGGCCCCCCGGCCCCGAGCCGACGGAGGACAUUCAGGAGUUUCUGCAAACAUGAUGAAGAAAAAGAACUCGCACAAGAAACAGAGGACCAGUGUUGGUCCCAGUAAGACUCUGGCUCAGCCCAGAAGGAACAUCGUCGGCUGCAGGAUCCAGCACAUCUGGAAGGAGGGAAGUAAAUCUUCUCAGUGGAAGGGGACGGUGUUGGACCAGGUUCCGGUCAAUCCGUCGCUCUACCUGAUCAAGUACGACGGCUUCGACUGCAUCUACGGCCUGGAGCUGUACAGCGACGAGCGGGUGGUCGGGCUGGAGGUUCUGCCCGACAGAGUGGCUCCGGCCCGUGUGAGCGACUCGCUGCUGGCCGAGACGAUGAUCGGGAAGGCGGUGGAGCACAUGUUUGAGACGGAGGACGGACCCAAGGAGGAGUGGAGGGGGAUGGUUCUGGCCCGGGCUCCCAUCAUGACGUCCUGGUUCUACAUCACCUACGAGAAAGACCCGGUUCUGUACAUGUACCAGCUGCUGGACGACUACAAGGAGGGAGACCUGCGCAUCAUGCCCGACUCCAAUGACAGCGUGGCGGCAGAGCGAGAACCCGGCGAGGUGGUCGACAGUCUGGUGGGGAAGCAGGUGGAAUACGCCAAAGAGGACGGCGGGAAGCGUUCGGGGAUGGUGAUCCACCAGGUGGAGGCCAAACCCUCCGUCUACUUCAUCAAGUUCGACGACGACUUCCACAUCUACGUGUACGACCUGGUCAAGACCUCCUAAAACCAGAAAACUACAAAGAGACUCACGAGAACGUCCACCAGAACCCGCCCAGUGAAGAAGAAGCGCCGCCUGGUUCCUAAACGGAACCCAUCAACCAGUUCUUUACUUUGAUGAAUCGCCUUAAAAACAGGGCAGACAGAACCUUCAGAGCAGCUCCAAGGCCAUCACUCAUUCAUUGCUCCUCGUUUUUGUUCUUUUAGGAUCCAGAAUCAGCCAAAAGACAGCGUUGGUCCCGAACUUUGGAACAUUUGUACUAAAAUAUCUCCAACAAGUUUGAGUCUUAGAGCUCGACUCACCUGAGACCCUGCAGACGAAGGUUUUCCGUCCAGAAGAACCUCCUCCUGCUUCCUGAAACCCCGUCGGAGCUCCGUUAUCUGAGGAAAAGGGGGCGGAGUCUGUGGGGUUAAUGAAGGGACGAAUCAGCAGCCUCCACCUGCCCAAGGUGGCUCACAGAGCAUUUCCUGGCCACGCCCCCCUAGAGGUCACCUGAUGGCGAACAGAGACGCUGAAGGAGAAAACAGGACGUGGACUCUUUUCUUUCCGUUUGUCUUUUUCUUGUGACUUGAGUUUGUUUGUCGUCGGUGUUUUCAUCAGAACAUCGCGACGUUAGCGUCUCCAGAAAACAGCUGCUGCUCAGCGUCCAACCAGGUUCUGAGCUCCAGACUUCACCUUAUUUAUUGUUUAUGAGCAGAAUGAGAACAUGUGUUGCUUUAUGACUCACUGUAACGUAGCCGUUAGCUCGUCUGAGGACAUUUAGCGUGUUUAUUGAUGUAACGUGAUAUUUAUAUUUUA
Molecule: messenger RNA, 1902 nt
Organism: Stegastes partitus (bicolor damselfish)
Lineage: Eukaryota; Metazoa; Chordata; Actinopteri; Pomacentridae
Product: spindlin-1-like
Exons: 7
Coding region: 325-1110 (261 amino acids)
Biological process (GO): gamete generation
Source: RefSeq, a predicted model, not a curated record